This is a messenger RNA of Trifolium pratense (red clover), 1657 nucleotides long. RefSeq names its product importin subunit alpha-1-like. Gene Ontology annotation, biological process: NLS-bearing protein import into nucleus. Gene Ontology annotation, cellular component: cytoplasm; nucleus. The record is from RefSeq and is a predicted model, not a curated record. The coding region runs from base 185 to 1492 and encodes 435 amino acids. Gene Ontology annotation, molecular function: nuclear import signal receptor activity; protein binding. The transcript is spliced from 9 exons. NCBI's taxonomy places the organism in Eukaryota, Viridiplantae, Streptophyta, Magnoliopsida, Fabales, Fabaceae.
UUAUAAACAAUGAUUAAUUGAUCCACUAAAACUACUAUAUAUAGUUGUUAAAUUGAGUUGUUAAAUUAAAUUUAGAUUUCCUUCAAAGUUGAAACAAUCGUAAUUUGGGUUUCGCAUAUCAAUUCUCAAAUCAUCGUUUUGACCUUCGAUUGGUGCCACCACCACCACUUUAGCAUUUGUUGCAAUGGGCGCGGAUGAUAAAAGCCAACAAGUGAAAGCAAUUAUUCAAUUCCAGAAGUUUCAGGAGCUUCUUUCGAAUGAACGCAGCCCUCCUGCUGAGAAAGUUAUUGAGAAAUUUAUUCAAUGUGGUGUUGUUCCUCAAUUUGUUAAAUUUCUAGCCAUGGAUGAUAUCCCUCAAAUUCAGUAUAUGGCUGCUUGGAUACUCGCAUACAUAGCAUCUGGAACUUCUAAGCACACUAAGGUGGUAAUUGAUCAUGGUGCAGUGCCGAUAUUUGUCAAGCUACUUAGUUCACCUAAUCAUCUUGUUCGCGAACAGGCUGUGUGGGCAUUGGGAAACGUUGCCGGUGAUUCCCCUAGGUGCCGUGAUCUUGUUCUCAGUCAUGGUGCCCUGAUCCCGCUGUUAUCUCAGUUGAAUGAGCAAGCAAAGCUUUCUAUGCUGAGAGAUGCCAUGUGGACCCUUUUAAACUUUCUCAGCGGAAAGCCACAACCCCAAUUUGAGGAGGUGAGGCCAGUCCUUCCCGCUCUCCAGCAUUUGCUUUUUUCCAAUGAUGAAGAAGUCCUGACGGAGACAUGCUGGGCACUCUCAUUUCUUUCUGAUGGAUCAAGUGACAAAAUCCAAGCCGUGAUUGACGCAGGUGUAUGUGGCAGACUGGUGCAGCUCCUUCUGCACCCAUCUCCUUCAGUGCUGAUUCCUGCACUUCGUACCGUGGGAAAUAUUGUAACUGGAGACCAUAUGCAGACUCAGGCUGUUAUCAAUCAUGGUUCACUCCCAUGCCUUUUGAGCCUGUUGACCCAUAAUCACGACAAAAGUAUUCAGAUAGAGGCUUGCUGGACUAUAGCUAACAUCACAGCUGGAAACACAGAGCAGAUACAGGCAGUUAUUGAAGCUGGUCUGAUUGCUUCCCUAGUCAAUCUCUUUCAAAAUGCCGAGUUUGACAUUAAAAAAGAAGCUGCAUGUGCAUUCUAUAAUGCUUCAUCCGGCGGUACCAAUGAGCAAAUAAAGUACUUGGUGAGCCAGGGUUGCAUUAAGCCUCUGUGUGAUUUGCUUCUUUGCCCUGAUCCAAAAAUUGUUACUAUCUGUUUAGAAGGUCUUGAGAAUUUUCUGAAAGUUGGAAAAGCGGAGAAAAGCUUUGGUAACACGGGAGAUGAUGUCAACUUGUAUGCUCAGAUGAUAGAUGAUGCUGAGGGAUUGGAAAAGAUUGAAAAAUUGCAGUGUCAUGACAACAAUGAAAUUUAUGAGAAGGCUGUUAAAAUUCUCGAGACAUAUUAUUUGUUGGAAGACGAAGACGAGGAUGCUAUCUCCGGGCAAUGACCUUCCGGACCCAUAUGGUGAAUUCAACUUCAGUUAAAGACUUUUUUGAGAGGGUUUUCUUUGAAGCUGCUUUGAGUCCUAUUUUUUUUAGGGUCAUAGUUUGUAAAAACGUAUGUUAUGGUGUAUUGCUUUGAGACUAAUCAUCAAUUUAAUAGAAAAACAUUA